Messenger RNA from Hemicordylus capensis (graceful crag lizard), 2575 nucleotides. It is a transcript of the gene EIF4E3, whose product is annotated as eukaryotic translation initiation factor 4E family member 3. NCBI's taxonomy places the organism in Eukaryota, Metazoa, Chordata, Lepidosauria, Squamata, Cordylidae. Gene Ontology annotation, cellular component: eukaryotic translation initiation factor 4F complex. The transcript has 7 exons. Gene Ontology annotation, molecular function: RNA 7-methylguanosine cap binding; translation initiation factor activity. The coding region runs from base 184 to 864 and encodes 226 amino acids. Gene Ontology annotation, biological process: translational initiation. The record is from RefSeq and is a predicted model, not a curated record.
CAAGACGCCUGAUGGGUCUGGGGCUGCUCCAGGUCUCCUCUACGGCUACGCGCCAGAUUUUCGGCGGCCAGGCAGGGCCCCCUGCUGCCCGCCGGCUGUGCAUGCAAGAAGGAGGACGAGCGGGCGGGCUUUAGUUGAGCGAGGCGGUGCUGACUCAGCCUGGGCCGAAGGAAGCGCAGGGCAAUGGCGCUCAGCCCCCCCGAGAGGCAGCCGGGCCCGCCCGAGCCCCCGCACCCGCCGCCUCCACAGCAGGAGGGCGAAGCGGACGCCGAGGCAGACCUCGACCCUCAGCAACUGCGCGGCCUGGAGGAGCCAGAGUCCGGCGGGAUCCCGCUGCACUCGCCCUGGACCUUCUGGCUCGACAAGUCACUUCCUGGUACCACAGCAGCUGAAUGUGCAUCAAAUUUAAAGAAAAUCUACACAGUGCAAACUGUACAGAUCUUCUGGAGCGUUUAUAAUAAUAUUCCUCCUGUGACAAACCUGCCUCUGAGAUGUAGUUAUCAUUUAAUGCGUGGAGAAAGACGGCCACUUUGGGAAGAGGAAAGCAAUGCCAAAGGAGGCGUGUGGAAAAUGAAGGUCCCCAAAGACAGUACGUCUGCAGUUUGGAAAGAGUUACUGCUAGCUACUAUUGGGGAACAAUUUGCAGACCGCUGUGCAGGAGGUGAUGAAGUAAUAGGGGUUAGUGUCAGUGUUCGUGACCGAGAAGAUGUCGUACAAGUUUGGAAUGUAAAUGCAUCAUUAGCAAGUGAAGCUACAGUUUUAGAAAAGAUCUAUGAACUUCUGCCAGAAACAUCUUUUAAAGCAGUUUUUUAUAAACCUCACAAAGAACAUCAUGCUUUUGAAGGCGGACGUGGAAGACAUUAACGAUAAAGAACUCAUGUUUUGUGUUUGUAUUUUUGACAUUAAAAUGGGAAGAUGGACAAAACACUUGCAAAAGCAUCACAAGCCCUGGUAUUUUAGAUCUUUCUAUUCCUGUUGAUCUGCUGGUACUCAAAAGCGAGGAGAAUUGUUGCCUCAGUUGCUGAUCCCCCCCCCCCCCUUUUGACUUUGACACAUGUCACUGUUUUUCUUUAAACUAUUUUAGGGGUUUUUGUUUUUGGUUUGGUGGGUUUUUUGUUUUUUUGAAAAAGUAGAAGACUUUACAAUUGUGUUUAAGUAGUUACUGUACCUAGUUUAAAUGCAAAUAUGCACAGGCAUGACAUGCUGCUUUUUCUAGAUUUGCUGUACUUAGAGGAAAUAAUAGCUUUGCAAACCAUAUUGUUUGUAAUAUUUGCUUUGAGACAUUCCUAUCAUGUUAAGAUCUACUCACAGAUUUGUCCCGAGAGAGAUUGAAAUUUGCACUGUGUUCUAAUGUACAAUGGGAGAAAUCCAAUAAUGGGAAUCCUGUUCAGGCUCCAUUGAAAUGAAUGGCGUCUGCACAGCAGCUGUGCUGAAUGGAUUGCUUCCAGUGUCAUCUGCCUAUGCACUGAUAAUAUCCUUGCUGUAAAACAAGUUCUAAUAAUCACUGAGCCGAGCGCCUGUAAAUGGAGAAUACUCUUCUGUUGUGGCUAACUUCAAAUCCUGGGGAUUCUAGCCUCUUAAACACUGAGCUGGUUCACACUUGAUGGUGGUCCCUGUUGGGGUAGGUGGGUGGUUGGGUCAUUGACAGGAUCAAAGCCGAGCAGACUUAGGUGGAAGCAUGGUUUCUGUGGUUAUGUAUCUGCUCUAAUUUCUGUGAUCAUAGCAGCACUUUUUUCAAGCAGCUGCAUUCGUGUUAAUUGUAGUGUGAAGGCCACCUUCAAGUGUGGAGUGGCCCAUUGUUAAUCAUUGUUUUCAAUGUUAGCUGUUUGACAGGAACACCGACUUAGAAAAAUGAGUAGUAUUUCAAUAGGAAACCAUAAGCCUUUUAUGCUAGAGGUGGCUAAUUUUGAUCAAUUUUGUUUUGUGUAAGCUCUCUUUAAAAAAACAAAACCCAAAAAACAAAACCCCCAAAACACUUGUGUUCUCACUCAAAAUAGGAAGCUUCACAUGUCCAUUUAAGCACACUUUAUAAAAACAGAUCUUCCCUUCCAACCCUACCACUUCACUGUGAUCAUAUCAGAAGUGUCCUGCAUCCAUUAAGGUUAGCAUCACAUGCAUCAUAAUUUUAUUGUAAACAUAACCAAUUCGACUGUAUCUAGUUGCAAGCUAUGACAACGCCUUAAGUAAGUGGCACUUUUUUUUUUAUGUAGAGAAGUCAGCUAAACUUUUGAAGCAUGAAUGUGAACAUUUUCGACAUUAGUUUGUGUCUGGAUUUCUCCCCAUUCUAAUUAUUGGAGGCUUCAUUAUAUUUUUAUUACAGUACCAAAGAUUUAUUUUGUUCGAGUAGCAGGGAACACUCAUCCCUCUAAGGCAGCAUUACUGGAUUAGAAUUAGUGUUUGGAAAUUUGUUAUGACUGCACUGAUAUUGACCCAUUUAAUUUGACAUGAGGUGGCCAUUGGAAUUAAUGCAUUUAUUAAAAUCAAUUUCCCCUUUUUAAUUUUUGUACUAGUUCAUCUGUAUUUAUGAAUUUGUGCAUUUAACAAGCAUUAUUAAAUAAAAAGUUUUAUAAACUCA